AUGGCUAAGCCUCGUAAGCCGAAAACCGAAGACGCCAAGCCUGAGAACUCCGGUGCCGUAGUCCGUCACCAGAAACUCUGCCUCUCUGUUGACAUAGACAAGCGCCAAAUCUACGGUUACACUGAAUUGGAAAUUGCGGUGCCGGAUAUUGGAAUUGUUGGGUUACAUGCAGAGAAUUUAGGAAUAGAGAGUGUAUUUGUUGAUGGUGAAGCUACUGAGUUUGAAUAUUAUCCACAUCAGCAACAAAAUGCGGACAGUGAAAAGAGAUGGAGCUCAGUUUCGAGCCCUAGCUCGGCUGCUGAUGCUGCUGGCGCUGCAUAUUUAUCGGCUCUGGAGAGAGAACGUGUCCCGAAUUUACUUAUUAAUUGUUGCAAAGCUUUUAGGGUUCCAAAUGAGGUGCAAGAGGUUGGGAAUUUGGAGAAUGGGGUGCCAUCGUCUGGUGAACCUAAGCAGAAUGUAAAAUUGGUACGCAUUAAUUACUGGGUGGAUAAAGCAGAAACAGGCAUUCACUUUGACAAUGAGGUGUUACAUACUGAUAACCAAAUAAGACGUGCACGCUGCUGGUUCCCUUGUAUGGACGAAGGAUUUCAGCGUUGCUGUUAUGAUCUAGAGUUUACAGUUGCCCACAAUCUUGUUGCUGUCAGUUCCGGGAGCUUAUUAUAUCAGGUUCUGAGCAAGGAUGAUCCUCCUCACAAAACAUACGUCUACAGAUUAGAUGUUCCCGUGACUGCUCAAUGGAUAUCUUUGGUGGUUGCACCAUUUGAAAUACUUCCUGAUCCUCAUGUUGGUCUCAUAUCACACGUGUGCUUGCCAGCUAAUUUGCCGAAGCUCCAGAAUACCGUGGAAUUUUUUCAUAAUGCAUUCAACCAUUAUGAAGAAUACCUUGAUGCAAAAUUUCCAUUUGGGUCAUAUACGCAAGUUUUCUUAGCUCCUGAGAUGACAGUAUCCUCAAAAAGUCUGGGAGCUUCAAUGGGUGUCUUUAGUUCUGAAGUUUUAUAUGAUGAUACGGUUAUUGAUCAGGACAGCUUAGGGGCUGCAAGAAUGCCCCUAACAAUAGAUAAAAGAGAAGCAUCUAUGAUCAUGAGCUUCAUAAGCCCCAAAAUCAAGUGA
Messenger RNA from Dovyalis caffra, 1110 nucleotides. NCBI's taxonomy places the organism in Eukaryota, Viridiplantae, Streptophyta, Magnoliopsida, Malpighiales, Salicaceae. The record is from the annotation of a GenBank genome assembly.